AUGGUCUUUGCGGGGUGUCCCAGCAAAGCGUGGAGUGGGGACCAGGGAAGCAUCAUCUCACACCCCUCUUGUCUCCCUGCCGUGCUGCAGCUCCUGAUUGCUCGCCGGAGGAGAACCAGCUGCUACUUCUACCCCCGUGCCUGGCCCAGCCUCAGGAGCGCGGACUGGUGGGAGCGGGUGGUCCUGAAGGAGUUUGGGCCCCAGGACUGGCUGGACAAGUUUCGGAUGUCCAAGGAGACCUUCUUCUAUGUCUGCAACCAGCUGCGGCCUGGGCUGGCUCCACACAGCGCCCACUUCCACCCCACCCUACCCCUGGAGAAGAGGGUGGCCGUGGCCCUGUGGCACUUGGCCACCAACGUGGAGUACCAGACUCUCAGCCCACUCUUUGGCGUGGGGCCCUCCACGGUGCAGACGUGUGUCCGGGAGGUGAGCUAUGCUGUCGUCUUGCUGCUGAAGCCCCUCUACCUCCGCCUGCCCAACGAGAAGGAGCUGGAGAAUAUGGUGCGUAUCUUCCGUACCCGCUGGGGCUUCCCACACUGCAUCGGUGCCCUGGACAGCCUUCAUAUCGCCAUCCACCCUUCCCUGCGCCUCAGCGCCGAUUACUGCAACGGCCAGGGCUGGCACUCCAUCCUGACACAGGCCACCGUGGAUGGGCUGGGUCAAUUUUGGGAUGUCUCCACCGCCUUCCCUGGCAGCAUGGAGAACAGCGCGGUCCUGGAGAGCUCCAGCCUGUGGGUGUUGGCCAAGGAGGGCCGGCUGUGCCCCAACCCUCCCAAACACUUCAUGGGGAAGGCACAGAAGUAUGUGCUGCUGGGUGAUGCCACCUACCCCUUGCAAGACUGGAUCCUCAAGCCCUACCAGGAGGACGAGAACCUCACUGAGCGGCAGCUGCAGUUCAACUACCGCCUGAAGCGGGCGCACAGCGUGAUCGAGAAUGCCUUCCUGCGCCUGAAGGCCCGCUGGCAGAUCCUCCUGAAGUGUGACGACUGCAGCCUGGAGCUGCUGCCCACCCUCGUCCUUGCCUGCUGCAUCCUGCACAACAUCUGUGAAGCCCAUGACAACCCUUUCAACGAGGAUUGGCUGGAGGGGACCGAGCCGACUGAGCUGCCCAAGCCCUGCCAGCCCGCACCCGCCGCCAUGGAGGACGGCCGGGCUGAGCAAGUGAGCGAGCUGAUGUGCGAGUACUUUGAGAGCUGCGGGGAGGGCUGACGGGGCCAGUGGGCCCCACGCAUCCUU
Molecule: messenger RNA, 1236 nt
Organism: Charadrius vociferus (killdeer)
Lineage: Eukaryota; Metazoa; Chordata; Aves; Charadriiformes; Charadriidae
Product: putative nuclease HARBI1
Exons: 1
Coding region: 1-1209 (402 amino acids)
Source: RefSeq, a predicted model, not a curated record